AUGCCAUAUAUUGAUCUAGUCAGAUCUGUUGAUUCUGUUCCUCAUAAAGAUGAGCCAUCUUUUCAUGAAUUUGAAGUAUCUGUGUAUAAAUUCUUAUCGCAUGAUGGGAUCUUACUAGGGUAUAUAAUUCCCAAGGUGGCAAAACAAUUUGAGUUCGAAACACAGGCUGUGAUAGUAAAUAAUGAAAAACACGAAGUCAAGAUAAUUCCUAGUCUGGAUACCGAAAAUAAAAGAACGCAGAUGUUUGCAAAGAUAGCUCAGCGUUGGAGAGAUCAGCGUCUCUUUGAAACCCUUAGCGGUUGGAGAAAUGAGCUUUUUGCAGUUUACUGCGAUAACCAUAAGAUGUACAUGUUGGUGGAAAGGGCUUUUUCUAAUAUUUUGGGAGUUGUUACUUAUGGAGUUCAUAUCAAUGGAUAUUUGCAAAAUUCUGCCGAUCCUAACAGUAUUCAACUUUGGAUACCUAGGAGAAGCAGACACAAACCAACAUUUCCCGGUAUGUUAGAUAAUACUGUGGCAGGAGGCUUGGAAUAUCCUAAUGGCACUUUGCAAACUUGCCUGAAAGAAUGUUACGAGGAGGCAGGGUUGAAUGAGGACUAUGUUUCGCAAUAUAUCAGUCCAGUGGGAGCCAUCUCAUAUAUGUUCAGAAACAAACCACCCGAAGAUUUUAUUCAACCAGAAGUGGAAUACAUAUACGACCUGCCGAUGAAACAAGGUCUAAUUCCUAAUCCGAUAGACCACGAAAGUGAAGAUUUCAGGCUAAUGAACAUCACUGAAGUAAUCUCUUCGUUGCUGCAAGAAAAAUUCAAGCCUAAUUGUGCACUGGCAAUCAUCGAUUUUUUGAUAAGAUUUGGGAUAAUCUCUUCUUCCAAUUGUGAUAGUUAUUUAGAAAUUGUCACCAGAUUGCACAGAAAGUUAGAAUUUCCUUUGCGUUGA
This is a messenger RNA of Komagataella phaffii GS115, 933 nucleotides long. RefSeq lists its product as uncharacterized. The transcript has a single exon. Lineage: Eukaryota; Fungi; Ascomycota; Pichiomycetes; Pichiales; Pichiaceae. Gene Ontology annotation, molecular function: 8-oxo-dGDP phosphatase activity. The coding region runs from base 1 to 933 and encodes 310 amino acids. The record is from RefSeq and is a predicted model, not a curated record.